This is a messenger RNA of Myxocyprinus asiaticus (Chinese sucker), 4594 nucleotides long. RefSeq names its product radical S-adenosyl methionine domain containing 1 (gene rsad1). The transcript is spliced from 9 exons. Gene Ontology annotation, molecular function: 4 iron, 4 sulfur cluster binding; coproporphyrinogen oxidase activity. Bases 67 to 1428 code for a protein of 453 amino acids. The record is from RefSeq and is a predicted model, not a curated record. Gene Ontology annotation, biological process: porphyrin-containing compound biosynthetic process. Gene Ontology annotation, cellular component: cytoplasm. NCBI's taxonomy places the organism in Eukaryota, Metazoa, Chordata, Actinopteri, Cypriniformes, Catostomidae.
AAUGUAGCCGAAACCUGUCUUUAAUUUCUUUUCCUUUGGCCGUGGUUCUGGUAUUGCCCAGCUACUAUGAAAGCAGUGUGUCGAUCGUUACUAAAACAACACACUUUUACAUGUGUAGGAACGGCGGUCGGUGGAGUUCUGUUCAGAUCUGUUAGCACUCUCAAGCUGCCUCCAUACGCAGAUGAGGCGUCAAUUUAUGUCCAUUGGCCCUAUUGCCUGAAACGAUGCUCUUACUGCAACUUCAACAAGCAUAUUCCUCGGAGCCAAAACCAUGCUGUCAUGACCGAAUGUCUGCAGAAAGAGACACAGACCUUAGUGCAACUCAGCCAGGUCUCUCGAAUCAGCUCAGUGUUUUUUGGCGGAGGAACACCCAGUCUGGCUCAGCCCUCCACAAUCGCUGCCGUCCUGGAGACUGUCUCCAAACAUGCACAACUUUCACAUGAUGCAGAGGUCACUCUGGAAGUGAAUCCUACACCUGCUGGAAAAGCUAGUCUGAAGGACUUCAUGUUAGCUGGAGUUAACCGAUUUUCUAUUGGAAUUCAGUCACUAAAUGAUGAUCACCUGAGGACUCUAGGGAGGGAUCACAGUUCUCAACAUGCUCUUCAGACAGUGGCAGAGGCCAGGACACUUUGCCCGAGACGGGUGUCUGUGGAUGUCAUGUUUGCUCUCCCAUACCAAAGUGUGAAGUCAUGGGAGAAGGAGCUGGAGAAACUCCUGCCAGUUUGUGACAAUCAUGUUUCAUUGUAUCAACUGACUUUAGAAAGGGGUACACGGCUGUUUAAACAGGUUGGCAGUGGUGAAUUAAGUGUGCCUGGUGAUUAUAUCACAGCUGUUAUGUACAAAUCAGCAUGCAGGAUCCUGGAGCAGGCUGGGUUUCAUCAGUAUGAGGUGUCCAACUUUGCCAAAAACAAUGCUUUCAGUGAACACAAUAUCGGGUACUGGAGGAGUCAGCAGUACAUAGGAGUAGGCCCAGGGGCACAUGGACGCUUUGUUCCAUGCGCAGUGGGAGGAGCUCAGAGGGAAGCUCGGACACAGACUUUAGAACCAGAUGUUUGGAUACGAGAGGUUCAGCGACAAGGUCACGGAACACGCAGACGAAUACAGCUCGAUCAUCAUGGCCUGCUGGAGGAAGUUUUGGUCAUGGGUUUGCGUAUGAAUGAAGGAAUCAGCCACCAGCACUGGGAGCUAUUCAGCCCAGAAGCAGACCUCCAAAAAAUAUUUGGGGUGUCAGAUAACGUACAGGAACUGCAAGCAGGGGGACUUCUUAUACUUGAUGACAGGGGUUUGCGGUGUUCCUGGGAAGGCUUGGCUUUACUGGACAGCAUCUUACCCACACUGCUGGUAGAAUUAGAGAUGUUUCUCAAAAGCAGGAGCAUCGUGAAGACACAGUACACCAGCAGAGAGACAGACAUGCAGAGAGACAAAUGACACUUUACGUCAACAGGGUUCCUACGCAUGCUGGAAAACCUGGAGUUUUGCAAUGCAAUUUUUCCAGUCAUGGAGAAGUAAUGGGAAAUGAGAAAAAUAUCUAAAUGUCCUGGAAAAUAGUUAAUUAUAAUAAAACUGUUUGACUGUGUAGCUAAAAUGGUUUUUGUUACAUGUAGAAAAACAUGGUAACGAUUGGGUCAAAUACACAUAUUCGUAUAGUUUUGUCUAGGGAUGCACCGAUAUAGAAAUUUUGUCCGAUACCAGUUUGAACAAAAAACCAUAGGCCGAUACCAAUAUUUCCCCCUUUACAUUAUUAUCACUUUUUUAUUAGUACUAUUUGUAAUCGUUGGUGUUCUUAUUAUUCUUCUUCUGCCAUGGGAGUCUAUGGCAGCCCAUAGAGCUGUUCACAGGAAAGUUAUGAAGUUUUGCACACAGCAAAUUUGGAGUCUGUAACUCAAACCCUUUAGCACCACCAACAGGUCAAAGUUUCACUCAUGUUUACGCUAGCAACUUUUGAACUGUAAGUCCUAGAGACAAAAUUCUUUUUCCCCCUGAUUCCUGAGCUCAUGCCGAGUCGAAUGCAGAAAUUGUUUUAAAGCGAUAGUGAGACAAAAGUUAUCACUUUUUUUUUCGAUGUUUGAAAUCGUUCCUGAGAAAUGGCUUCACGAAUUUGACAGCGAGCACGCCAAAAUGGACUUCAUGCUGUAUCUCCGCAACACUUUGACGAAUUGUGACAAAACUUGGUAUGUGUCAUCGCCAUCAUGCCUUGAGGUUACCUGCAGCGUUUCGCCACACUACCCCCUACUAGUCAGGAGAUAGCAAAAAUGGCUAUUUUGGCUUAUAACUCUUGAACGCUUUGGCCAAAAUUUAUAAAACUGGUCUCUUUAGAUUCAGUGAAACAUUCCGAGUCAAACGAUACCCAAUUUUCCCAUGUUGGCCGUUUUGGGUGUCGGCCAUUUUGAAUUUUGUCGCAAAAUGCUGUAUUUUAUGAACGCAUUGGCGUAUCAUUACGAAACUUUGUAUGUGUCCCCAGGAACAUGCCCUGAAGGUGUCUGAGAAGUUUGGGUCCGGCGCUACCUAGUGGUGGAAAAAUUAUUAUUUUUUUUUUUUACUUUGUGAGCUUAUAACUUUUUGUGGCGUUGGUCUAUUUUCACAGGACUGGUCUCUUUAAGUUCAGGAGGACUUGCCGAGCACAACGAUACCAUAUUUGCUAUGGUUGUCCUUAUGGCCUGUUGCCACUUCGAAAAUAGUUCCGAAACUACUUUAGCGAGUUGCUUCAAAGCUGUUCAUCCGAUCGGAACGAAACCACCAAAAUAAAAAGCAUCAUUUGUAAAUUUCUUUAGAUAAAAGAGAACAUGGCAACAUUUUGCUUGUAAAUGCCAAAAACAGGCUGAUGAAUUUUAAAAGUGGUCUCUGCUUUUACGUAAAGUGAUAUAACUCUUAAGUGAAAUAAGAUAUUUUCACCAGUCAUGACACACUUAUAUAAGGGCUCAACCUGAGAACACACAGAAAAAGUUGCGGGGUUUGACCAUUUGGUGGCGCUAUAACAGGGAACAAUAUGAAAGUGGCUCUAAAUAUAGAAACAUUGGUCCGAUUCAUUUCAAAAUUUGCAUGCAGUGUCUUUGCAUUCAGUGUAUUUGUGGGAGCUGCCAUCAUUGAUCAUGAGGACAGUUGCAUAUAUUGAGAAACAUGGCAGCCAUUGGCCAAUCAUCAACACAUUUGACUUUGAGCACACCAAAAUGGACUUGAGGCUGUAUGUUUGCAUUUUUGUGAGACUGGUCUUGUUCGAUUGUGUGGGUCAUACAGAGAACAAUGAUACCAAUGUUAGCCAUGAUUUGAUUUAUGUAAAAUGUUUUGUUGUUGCUAUUACUCCUAACAUUUGUCCAAUCAACAUGAAAUUGAAAUCUGCUGAUUAUUUACAGACCAUGCCUGAAAAUGUUAGCAAAUAGAUUUUUGUUGUUUAGAAUUGUUUCACAAACAAAUUUGAAAGUACCAAAUUUAUAAAAAAUACCAAAGAGGAAUUAAGGCUGUUGCAUUUGCUUAGUAAAAUGAAAAUAUUUUAAGACCUUGCCCUGGGGGGGGUCAUUGUGAAAUCUGGAUGCCCUGUAGUAAACAGUGGCUAAAUGUGCUUGCUUGAAAUAUUUCAGUCAAUUAGACAAAUUGUUUUCAAUUAAGUUAGUGUCAUGCAAAUAAUCAAAACUUUUUUUUUAGUUUAAAUUGGAUCAGAAUAAAUAUUGCAUAGAUGUCUAUAAAUGUAUUGCAUAUAAUCCUAUGGAUGUAAAAACUGACUUCCAAUUUUUUCCAAAAAAUCCUACAAAGUGCUUGAGAAUACACAAAACAAUGUAUAGUGUGCAAUGUUGCACUUAACACCCUCUGCACAACCUUGAGUAAAUGCUCUUUGUCAAUGUACUAAUAGCAAAAAGAGCAAGCACUUUUGUUCUGCCGAUGAUAGAGAUUGAAUGUGCAACUAGUACACACAAAUAGAACAGUAGUGUAUCUUGAGAAACAUGGCCAUAGAUGUUUUUUUUUUUAUUUAUUUUUAUCUUUAACUCCUACAGCAUUCAUCAGAAUUCUAACUUAAAAUGUGUCAGGAUGCUUCUAUUGCUGCUCAUGCUGCCGAUAAUUGGCUUGACUCCGGUAUUGUUGCUUGCAGCUAUAUUUUUAUUUUGGAAUUUUGCUUUAAAAAUGUAAAUGUGCCUUUUCGCUGUUUUAACAAUAAAUAAUUUCCACUGAACACGAAUUGGAUCUGUUGAACACAUGACAGACCAAGCUGUCAUGAAGCCAAAGUCUGUUGGUUUCAAAGCAUUUUGGAUGGUUUCCCUAUUCAUGUAGCCUAUACUUUAGGUGAGUGCCAUUUUCACAACUGUCACAUCCGUUUAUGGCGCUUUUCCACAUUAACAUGAAAUAUUAUAUGUUCUUAAGAGUGCCAAGAGUUUUUACAAAGUGUGUUGCCAAUGAAAUGCUGAUGGUUUUAAUUUGGUCAAUAAUUGGUCGAUAAACAUCGGCAGCCGAUACAUCGGUGCAUCCCUAUUUUGUCACUGCUGGCGGCUGCACGUUGUGAAACAAUGUCAACGGUUGACUGUCAUAAACGAAGCCCUGUCACGUACAUUCGCUACUCAUCUGCUGUCAUCUCUGCUUUGGUCCAAUUAAAUUGUUUAUGUAUUAA